This is a messenger RNA of Heterobasidion irregulare TC 32-1, 987 nucleotides long. RefSeq lists its product as uncharacterized. The coding region runs from base 1 to 987 and encodes 328 amino acids. Lineage: Eukaryota; Fungi; Basidiomycota; Agaricomycetes; Russulales; Bondarzewiaceae. The record is from RefSeq and is a predicted model, not a curated record. Gene Ontology annotation, molecular function: protein binding. The transcript has a single exon.
AUGUCGCUUCUCGACUUUUCUCGACACACUUCUUACACCUCGACCGCGGUAGACCCAGAAUUUGAAGAUUUUGGCCCUCCCUUUGAUGACGCCAGUGCAGAUAUCAUACUCCGGUCCAAUGACAAGGUGGAUUUCAACGUCCACAAGUUGAUACUCUCCAUCGCAUCUCCCAUAUUCAAAGACAUGUUCACUCUACCACCACCAGGAAGCCACUCGGGGCUCGGGGCCGGCAGGGACGAAGUGAAACAGGGCCUUCUGGUCGUUCUUGUGGAUGACGACGAGCGGUCGCUUAACCUGAUGCUGCACUUCUGCUAUCCGUUACCCGAUCCCCCGUUAGAUGAUUUUGAAGACAUGAAGAAGAUUCUUCGGAUAGCGCACAAAUAUCAACUAGAAAACGUCCGGAGCGCGCUUAUAUCCAGACUUAUGCAAUUUGCUCAAGAGCAGCCUGAGCGCGUCUUUGCCAUCGCAUGGGCCUACGAGAUGAAGGACGUGACGGUCGCAGCGGCGAAACACACACUACGCCAGCCGUUUCUCCCAGGCCCGGAUAUAGUAGAGUUCUUAAGUAUCUCGGGAAUGGCUGUCCAGAAACUGCUACAGUACCAGCGCGCGUGUAUCGCGUCUGUGCAGCAGUUAGUAUCCGACAAAACGUGGAUCACCGCUGAAGACCUUCCAUGCUGUCUGUCAACGAUUUGCGAGUGCGGCGGACAGUCUGACACUAUGGCAAACAACGUCGUCAUCAUGUCUCGCAUUUGGUGGUGGGAAUACAUGGGAAGAGCUCAAGUUGCCUUGAAAACACGACCCUGCGCAUCGACUGUCACUAGUCUCGAGCUCAUCUCACCCUCCUUGAUGGACGCGGCCGAGUGCACCGCCUGCAAACCAGAGGCAAGCGCUUCUAUGGAGCACUUCACUCGUCGUUUCGCCCAGGAAAUAGAUCGAGUGAUUUCAAUGGUGAGUUUCCGCUUCGAGGCUCAACGUGAACUGGACUGA